This is a messenger RNA of Danio rerio (zebrafish), 1983 nucleotides long. RefSeq names its product meprin A, alpha (PABA peptide hydrolase), tandem duplicate 1 (gene mep1a.1). Gene Ontology annotation, biological process: proteolysis. Gene Ontology annotation, cellular component: membrane. The record is from RefSeq and is marked provisional. Gene Ontology annotation, molecular function: metallopeptidase activity; metalloendopeptidase activity; zinc ion binding. NCBI's taxonomy places the organism in Eukaryota, Metazoa, Chordata, Actinopteri, Cypriniformes, Danionidae.
AUUUUGUACCUCUCAUAUCGACAGUAUGCUUUUACAGAGACUGCUCAUCUUCGCAGUGCUGGCUGCAGUACUUCAUGCUGUUCCACUUUCAAGUCGUGUUCAUGAGGUUGAAGAUGAACCCAAUUUUAACCCUUUCAUCAAUCUUGGAGCAAAAACCCGGCUGAUUGAGGGAGACAUAGCCUUACCUCCAGGUCGAAUUGGUCUUAUCAACACAACAUACAGAUGGAAGUUCCCUAUUCCUUACAUUCUGUCUGACAGUCUGGACCUUAACGCAAAAGGUGCAAUCUAUCAGGCAUUUGAAGUGUACCGUCUAAAGUCAUGUGUUGAUUUCAAACCCUAUGAGGGAGAGAAGACAUACAUCAAAUUUGAGAAAGGAGAUGGGUGUUGGUCUUUUGUUGGAGAUCAACAGAACGGACAAGUUCUUUCUCUGGGGCCCGGCUGUGAUCAUAAGGCUGUGAUUGAGCAUGAACUGCUGCACGCCUUGGGCUUUUACCACAUGCAGUCUCGCCAGGACCGAGACGACUAUGUGAAGAUCUGGCUUGAUCAGGUCAUUGAAGGCUUGGAGCAUAAUUUUAACAAAUAUGAUGACAGUUUUGUCACAGACCUAAACACACCAUAUGACUACGAGUCUGUUAUGCAUUAUCGUCCAUUUGCUUUCAACAAAGACCCCUCUAUUCCUACUAUUACCACCAACAUCCCAGAGUUCUACAAAAUCAUCGGACAAUACCUGGACUUCAGUGAGAUGGAUAUUGUCAGACUGAAUCGAAUGUACAACUGCUCCUCUUCUCUUACCCUGCUGGACCAGUGUGCUUUUGAAAAGAUCAACAUCUGUGGGAUGGUACAGAGUUCGACUGAUGAUGGCGAUUGGGUCCAUCUUAAGAGCUCUGAGGAUCAUACUCUCAGCGGACAAUGCAGAGAUUUAGGAUAUACUAUGCACUUUGACACGUCCAGUGGACAGGCAGAGAGAUCUGCUCUAAUCGAGUCCCGCAUCCUAUAUCCAAAAAGGAAGCUGCAGUGCCUACAGUUUUUCUACAAAAUGACGGGGAGUGCAAAGGACAGGCUAGUGAUUUGGGCCAGGAUGGAUGAUGGAACGGGAGAAGUGCGUAAAUUAAAGAAACUGCAAACAAUCUGGGCUGAUGAAGACAAAACAUGGAAGAUUGCCCAUGUGCCGAUGCAAGUUGGGGCAAAAUUCCGCUAUGCAUUCCAAGCAGUGAAAGGUGAUUCGAGCAGCUCUGGAGGAGGUAUAUUCAUAGAUGACAUCAGCCUAACAGAGACACACUGUCCAGCCGCUGUCUGGCGCAUCCAAAACUUCUCCAGUAUCCUUGAAAAGGCAGACUACAGCACUGUGCUGAACAGCCCUCGUUUCUACAGCCCUGAGGGUUAUGGUUUUGGGAUUCAAGUGAUUCCACUGUCUGGCUAUUCUGAUUAUGCUGGUAACUACACUGGUCUGUACUUCCAUUUGAUCAGUGGUGACAAUGACAUUGUGAUGCAGUGGCCUGCUGUGAACCGCCAGGCCACUAUAGUGGUGAUGGACCAAGAUCCGGAUAUUAGGUUGAGGAUGUCUUCUGCUCGUAGCCUCACCACUGACCUGAGCAAAGGAAAUGGAGAACAACUAUUGUGGGACAAUCCAAAAAAGGUUGGGACCCUUGACCCAAGCGAUGGUUUUUGGCGAGGACCAUCAAAGGGAUGGAAUACUUUCAUAAAGCACUACGAUUUACACAGACGAAAUUACCUGAAAAAUGAUGACCUCAUCAUCUUUGUUGACUUUGAAGACUUAACAAGCCUGAUAAAGAGUGAGGUUCCGACUGCCCCAAAGGUUUGAGGAAAAAAAGACUGUGUCGCACUUUAAAGUCUGAAGAGCUGUGUGGAUUGUGGAGAACAUCUUAAAUAUGUUAAUGAUGGAAGUAAUACUGUGCUACUGAAACAGUGUUUUAGAUAUUCUGCUACUUUUGAAACAUUUUAAUAAAGUCGUCAAUUGCCAAA